Messenger RNA from Lasiodiplodia theobromae, 267 nucleotides. RefSeq names its product Mitochondrial 54s ribosomal protein. Gene Ontology annotation, cellular component: mitochondrial large ribosomal subunit. The record is from RefSeq and is a predicted model, not a curated record. Gene Ontology annotation, molecular function: structural constituent of ribosome. The transcript is spliced from 2 exons. The coding region runs from base 1 to 267 and encodes 88 amino acids. Lineage: Eukaryota; Fungi; Ascomycota; Dothideomycetes; Botryosphaeriales; Botryosphaeriaceae.
AUGUCCGCUCCCCAAAAGGCACGGCAACGGGAGCGCUUGCGCGCGGUCGAUAGAGUUGUCGCCACUGUCGACAAGGCACUUGCAAAAGAGGGAACCUCGACGAAGAAGCUGGACCGCUGGAAAGACGAGAUGCCCACCGAGCCGGAGAUGCUGGCAAAAGACAAAUACACGAUCUUCGCUCGUUAUGAAAAGAAGUACAGGAAGGGAAUUCACAAGCUUCCGAAGUGGACCAGAGUAUCGCAGCGCCUCAACCCGCCUGGUUUCUAA